This is a messenger RNA of Fonsecaea monophora, 2013 nucleotides long. RefSeq lists its product as hypothetical. Bases 1 to 2013 code for a protein of 670 amino acids. The transcript has 6 exons. The record is from RefSeq and is a predicted model, not a curated record. Lineage: Eukaryota; Fungi; Ascomycota; Eurotiomycetes; Chaetothyriales; Herpotrichiellaceae. Gene Ontology annotation, molecular function: transporter activity. Gene Ontology annotation, biological process: transport.
AUGGGCAGCUGUAACUCUCCUAGCAAUGCUGACCCAGCAGAACCCCUUGUCAACGAUCUCUCCUACCAUACCUUGACGACGUAUAUUGCCGCGGGAACCACCAUCUGCACAUGGACCGUUUGCAGUCUCCUGACACUUGCACACCUGGCGAGAUAUGCUGAACCACAACGACAGAAGCAAAUUGUCCGCCUUAUUUGGACGCCAGGAGUGUUCGCCAUUUUCAGCUUCUUCGGAGUCUGGCAUUACAACCUGGCCAACUACCUGACUCCGAUCGCCGAGCUCUACGAGGCCUUUGCACUCAUUGCACUGUUCUUUCUUCUGGUUGCCUGCGUGGCGCCAGAGUCCUUUGAAGGACAGCUUCAGUAUUUUGCUACCAACCCUGGGACUAGCAAACCUUCAAAUGCUGCAAGCGUCAACUGGUUUCGCAAGACUUGGAUCACCGUGAUUCAAAUUUUGCCCACCCGCGUGGUCACCGUCACUGCCACAGAGAUUGUCGAAGCAACACAGUGCCACGGAACCACGUCCUAUCAGCGGACUAUGACCAUUAUCAGCAUUGUUCAGGGGUUGCUGACUGCGAUCUGUCUCAUCGGCAUCUCCAAGUUCUACCCGAGAUGUCGCAGCCAGCUCCACGUUGCCGACCGGCGUAUUCUUUAUAAAAUGGGCGUGUUCAAGCUCCUCGUCUUUACCCAGCUUGUACAAAGGAUCAUCAUCAAUGCCCUCUCGCAGAGUGACGUCCUGAAACCAACCGAGCAUCUGAGUUACAGCGACCUCAAUCUCGGGUUGAACUCCUUCCUCAUCUGUCUGGAGACUUUUGUAAUUGCGAUUCUGUUCGUCUGGCCGUUCUGGCCGCACAAGGCGUUUGAGAAUUCGAGGGCAGGGAUUCUUUCGGCAGCUCUAGACGCCAUUAACUCUAGCGAUGUUUUUGCAGGGAUAAAAUUUGUCGAGUCCGCUCUCGAAUCAACUCAGCAUCAACCUCUUACCAUUACUCCGUCAGCAUUUGUCAAAUUCUUCUGUCAGAUCAGUCUCCUCUUCUCUACCAAAGAUCCAAAAAUGCCCGUCAGUCGCUGGAACGAUGCCAGAAAGCUCACUCUCCUUCGCACUGCCAUUACGUGUUUACCAAACUUCAAGAUCGAUGCCGUCCAAGUAGCUAAGAUGUGGCCCGACGACGAUGAUGAGCAUGUCAAACCGACUGUUCGUAGCAUCAACGACAACUUCAGGGCAAUUAUAAGACACGGCAAAGACCUCGAGGCUUUACGGCAGAUUAAGCAAGGGCCCGUCACAAAAGGGGAUGAUGAAGACGAAAAAGCCGAAGCCAGGUCUAAGGCGAAGAAUGAGAUUGACGACACCCCUGCUACGUUUCAAUCAUCCACGAUCAAAUCCCCAGAAGGGAAGAAUAUAGUCACUACUCCACACCGCGGUGUGAGCUCCGGGAACAAGCGCUCGUCAGCGAACAAGCCUAGCACCGGAUCUAAGCGCAAGCGCCGCGUCCAUUCACCCUUCUCUGACGAGGACAUGCGAUCGGCAAGCGAGACCACCUCCGGCGAUGAGGCCAAUAUCGCCACUCCAACCCCGCUGACUCGAAGAACCUUGCCAGUGCGCAAAACUCGCCAUGCAGCCAAGCCCAUGUCCGAGGACGGGCGCGGCGGUACGGAGGGGGAGGAGGAAUAUGUGUGUGCAAGGCGCCAGGACUCUGAGGACUCGGACGGGGAGUAUGACCUUGCCGAAGAGCGCAAGGAGAAGGCAGCACGCAAGGCGAAGCUAGCGAGGCUGGCUCGCAAAAUGUCGCACGCCGAGAUUACCGAGCCCGUCACUCUGAGUAAAAGCCAGUUUGUCAGAGUCGCGGCCGCCGUCUGUCAAAGACAAAGGGAAGCCGUAUUAUUUUCUACGGCGCGAACCGGUUCCAUGACGAUCCCGGACGAGCGGAUGACAAACCGGCAGUCCCUCGACGUGAGCGGUGACCACACGGCAGGUCUCGCCGACUAUUACGGAGCAUUCUACGCUGAUUCCACGUAG